GCGGCGGCGGCGGCGGCGGCGGGCCCGGGGUUGCCAUGGUAACCGGCCGCGGCCGCCGCCACAGCGAGGCCGGCCCCAGCGCCCGCCCGGCCGCCGCGCGGCUCGGCUCAGUGUGGGGGAGAGCGGCGGGCCGGCGGCCUCAGCAUGGAGGACGGCUUCUCGAGCUUCGGCAGCCUGUACGACACGUCGUCGCUGCUGCAGUUCUGCAACGAUGACAGCACGUCCGCCGCCAGCAGCAUGGAGGUCACCGACCGCAUCGCCUCCCUCGAGCAGCGGGUCCAGAUGCAGGAGGACGACAUCCAGCUGCUCAAGUCCGCGCUGGCCGACGUGGUGCGCAGGCUCAGCGUCACCGAGGAGCAGCAGGCCCUGCUCAGCCGGAAGGGGCCCACCAAAGCGAGACCGCUGGUGCAGACCUUGCCCUUCAGAGCCACCGUGAACAAUGGCACCGUAUUACCAAAGAAUCCGGGCGGCUCCCUCACGUCCCCCUCUGGGGCCCGGGCCACCGUGCCGGCCACAACCAAAAGCUCCAUCAAGCGGACCAGCUCUUCCGAGCGCGUGUCUCCCGGAAGCCGAAGGGAAAACUCUGGGGACCCCAAAGGCAACCGCACCCGCACGGGGUCCACCAGCAGCUCCUCCAGCGGGAAGAAGAACAGCGAGAGCAAACCCAAGGAGCCCGUCUUCAGCGCAGCGCUUCUGUCUCUGUCUCCGAAAUCCCAAGGCAAGCGUCGGGUGACCCACUGCAAAGAGGAGGGCUACGUCAAAAUGUUCCUUCGCGGCCGCCCUGUCACCAUGUACAUGCCCCGGCACCACGUGGACUCCUACAACCUGGAGGCGAAGGUGGAGCUGCCCGCCAAGAGGCUGAAGCUCGAGUGGGUCUACGGGUACCGGGGCCGGGACUGCCGGAACAACCUGUACCUGCUGCCCACCGGGGAGACCGUGUACUUCAUCGCCUCCGUCGUGGUCCUGUACAGCGUGGAGGAGCAGCUGCAGCGCCACUACACCGGCCACAACGACGACGUCAAGUGCCUCGCCAUCCACCCCGACAGGAUCACCAUCGCCACGGGACAGGUCGCCGGCACGUCGAAGGAUGGCAAACAACUGCCCCCGCACGUGCGCAUCUGGGACUCCGUGACCCUGAACACUCUGCACGUCCUCGGGACCGGCUUCUUCGACCGGGCCGUCACCUGCAUCGCCUUCUCAAAAUCCAACGGGGGGAGCAGCCUGUGUGCCGUGGACGACUCCAACGACCACGUGCUGUCCGUGUGGGACUGGCAGAGAGAGGAGCGGCUGGCUGCCGUGAAGUGCUCCAACGAGGCCGUGUUCGCCGCGGACUUCCACCCCACGGACCCCAGCACCAUCGUCACCUGCGGGAAGUCGCACCUCUACUUCUGGAGCCUCGAGGGCAGCGCGCUGGCCAAGAAGCAGGGGCUGUUCGAGAAGCAAGAGAAGCCCAAGUUCGUCCUGUGCGUGACUUUCUCUGAAAACGGCGACACCAUUACCGGGGACUCCAGUGGGAACAUCCUGGUGUGGGGAAAAGGUACCAACCGCAUAAGCUGUGCCAUCCAGGGGGCCCAUGAGGGGGGCAUCUUCGCACUUUGUAUGUUGAGGGAUGGCACCCUGGUGUCGGGAGGAGGCAAGGACCGGAAGCUCAUUUCUUGGAACGGAAACUACCAGAAGCUUCAUAAGACGGAGAUCCCAGAGCAGUUCGGUCCGAUCCGCACCGUGGCCGAGGGGAAGGGCGACUCGAUCCUCAUCGGCACCACCCGGAACUUCGUCCUGCAGGGGACACUCUCGGGGGACUUCGCCCCCAUCACUCAGGGUCACACAGAUGAGCUCUGGGGACUGGCCGUCCACACCUCCAAGCCGCACUUCCUGACCUGUGGCCACGACCGGCACGCCACCCUGUGGGACGCCGUCAGCCACCGGCCUGUGUGGGACAAGGUCAUCGAGGACCCAGCUCAGUCUUCUGGUUUUCAUCCUUCAGGGUCUGUGGUCGCAGUUGGAACACUGACCGGGAGGUGGUUUGUGUUUGACACCGAGACCAAGGACUUGGUCACCGUCCACACGGACGGGAACGAGCAGCUGUCCGUGAUGUGCUACUCGCCAGAUGGGAACUUCCUCGCGAUCGGCUCCCAUGACAACUGCAUCUACAUCCACGCAGUCAGUGACAACGGCAGGAAGUACGCGCGGGUGGGCAGGUGCUCGGGCCACUCCAGCUUCAUCACCCACCUGGACUGGUCCGUGGACUCCCAGUACCUCGUGUCGAACUCCGGAGACUACGAGAUCCUUUACUGGGUUCCUGCUUCCUGCAAGCAAGUGGUCAGCGUGGAGACGACGCGCGACAUCGACUGGGCCUCCUACACCUGCACGCUGGGCUUCCGCGUCUUCGGGGUGUGGCCGGAGGGCUCGGACGGGACGGACAUCAAUGCCGUGUGCCGGGCCCACGAGAAGAGGCUUCUGUCCACCGGCGACGACUUUGGCAAAGUGCACCUCUUCUCGUACCCCUGCUCCCAGUUCCGGGCUCCCAGCCACGUGUACAGCGGCCACAGCAGCCACGUCACCAACGUGGGCUUCCUGUGUGACGACAGCCACCUGGUGUCCACGGGCGGCAAGGACAUGAGCAUCAUGCAGUGGCGGCUGGUCUAGCCCCGUGGGCGCCGGGCCCCGUCCGGUCACUGUGACUCCCGUCGUGUGGAAGCGUUCGUUCUUCACAAACCUCAGGAAAACACGCCCCUCCCCGGGCCCAGAGCUGCGGGAGCCGGGCGCGGCCCGCCGGGGCGGCGGUCCCCGCGCCUCCUGGGUGGACAGUCCAGAGAACACCUUUCCUGGGACAGGGACGUCGGCAGCGGUCGCCCGCCUGCCCCGGGCCCCUUUCCCAGCACCCCUUCAGACUGCUCACAGAUGCCUUUUCCCAUGCUCCCCGCGGGCCGGCUAGGCAGAGGGUCCGACGCUGACCAGGGCCCCCGCCCCGGUGGGCUUCCACGUCCCCGCAGAGGAGGACUUGCCGGAGAAGGGAGUAGUGAUGCGCCGGGCGGAAUGAGGACACAAGGGCUGGGGCGCCCUUCGGAAGGGGGCAGGGGGCGCCCCUGGGGGCCAGAAACAGUCCGCUGAUUUGCCUCAGUGCUGGGGCCGUGCAGACGGGCGUUCCGGGGUCCCGUGCAGACAUGCCCACCCAGCAGGCCCCCUGAUGCUCCCCGUCCACCACCUGGGGGACGGUCUCGGGCCGUGGCUGCCCCCUGCCCCGUGCACUCAUUGGCAUGAGAGGGCAUCGCGCUUGUGUAGGAUGUAGCAGUCCCUAAUUAAUACGGAAGGCUCCGCUCCCCUGUUCUGUGCCCACGGGCAGCUGUAUAUUUGUAAUGUAAGACCAGGCAGGCCAAGGCGGAGGGGCGUCCCUGACUGUCCCACACCUGGUGGCGGGGACAAGUCCCAGAAGGCCCCACCAGGCCCCGGGGCGGUGCGAGAGCAGCUGUCGCCCUCGGAAGUCAGGUGGCGUGGAGAGGGGGGAGGCCUCGUCUGUCUCGACGGCUGCGGGUUGGACCUGACUGUUUACACGGGGGGGAUGUUCCCCGGAUUCUCAAGUCGAGAGAAAGGCGGACCCUCGUGCUGCUCCCGGCCCCCCGGAAAUGAACCAACCCACGGGAACGCACGUGUGGCCUGUUUGGUCCCGCGGAACAUGUCUGUCACCCCUCCGCCCGCAGCAGAACGCGGGGCGCCAGUGAUCCACAUGUAUCGAAGACGAAUCUGUUUGUAUGUAUCCUUAUCAAAUAUAUUCUAUGAUGAAAUAAAACGAGCAGAACGCGUCUCUUCCGACGCAUCAUCCCGGA
Messenger RNA from Sorex araneus (European shrew), 3824 nucleotides. RefSeq names its product EMAP like 1 (gene EML1). Bases 145 to 2646 code for a protein of 833 amino acids. Lineage: Eukaryota; Metazoa; Chordata; Mammalia; Eulipotyphla; Soricidae. Gene Ontology annotation, molecular function: microtubule binding. Gene Ontology annotation, biological process: microtubule cytoskeleton organization. The transcript has 23 exons. Gene Ontology annotation, cellular component: mitotic spindle. The record is from RefSeq and is a predicted model, not a curated record.